Xyrauchen texanus (razorback sucker) is the source of this 5691-nucleotide messenger RNA. Its product is annotated as remodeling and spacing factor 1-like. The coding region runs from base 2 to 4039 and encodes 1345 amino acids. Lineage: Eukaryota; Metazoa; Chordata; Actinopteri; Cypriniformes; Catostomidae. Gene Ontology annotation, cellular component: RSF complex. Gene Ontology annotation, biological process: regulation of DNA-templated transcription. The record is from RefSeq and is a predicted model, not a curated record. The transcript has 16 exons.
GAUGGCUGCUCCGUGCUCCACAGCGGCUCUUCCUCCAGCUCUCAGUCCCGGUUUUGCGGUGGUCUGCUCUUUCCUGGAGCGCUACGGGACUGCUUUGGAUCUGCCCGAGCUAACGUUCCCCCAGCUGGAGCGAUACUUACAGGAGACAUCAGCAGUUCCUCGACCUUUGAUUGAGCUCCAUAUUAAAUUACUGCGCAAGAUUGGCAAGACAGUCACACAAGACAAAUGGGAGAAAUAUCUUGUUAAGGUGUGUCAGGAAUUCAACAGCACCUGGGCUUGGGAACUGGAGAGGAAAAGCUAUGGAGAAAUGACCAUUGAGUGUAAAACUGGUAUCCUAAAGUACUUGUGCGAGUGCCAGUUUGAUGACAAUCUAAGGUUUAAGACAUUAAUCAAUGAUGAAGACCCAGAUAAGAUGCGUCUACAGCCAAUCGGUAGAGACAAGGAAGGCCUUUUGUACUGGUUCCAAUUAGACCAAGAUCAGAAUGUGCGUGUUUAUUCUGAGGAACAAGAUGACUUGGAUGGAUCCUCUUGGAGAUGCAUUGCCAGGACUAGAAAUGACCUUGCAGACACACUUGAACAGCUUAAAGCCAAGAUGGACCCAGUUGUUACUGACCAAGAGAUGAUGCAAGAUGGUCCCACCUGCCCAAAUACGGAUGCAGAAGGUAUUAAAGGUGAGCAUGAGGACAUAAAGAACUGUGUAUCAGGACAAAGGGACUCAAAUAAAAGUACCAUCCUUUCCAAGGAGAGUGAUUUAAUUCCCCAAAACAUUAAAAAAGAAACAUCAACAGAUCCUGUUAAUCAAGAAGACAAGGAUGAAGUUGAGUUCAAAGGUGUCAAAAUGUCCAAGCAUAAAUUGGAGCAGACCCCAGUCAUAGACAACAGGGUCAGUACGAUCAAAACCCUUGUCAAACAAGAACCAAAAGAUAGUCCCAGAGCAUGGAAUGCCAUUUCAGUCGUCAUGGCUCCUGCUUCCAUCAAACUGGAACCUCCAAUGAAAGAAGAGGCUUGUGAAGACAAGAAAGAGACAACGUUUGAGAACACACCGAGAACUAUAAAGAGCGAUCAACAGGCUAAAAUACCACUGAAGAAGAGAGAGUUGAAAAGGAGUGGGGGAUAUGACAUCAACAAUCACUACGACAACAUCAGUCACGACAACAACAACCUUAACAGCAAUGGUAGCAUCAGCACAGGUGGUAUAAUUGUACGCAAUCCCGCUGUUUUACUAGUGAAGGAACAGCACACCAAAAGUAAAUUCCCAACUGAGAGGGAAGAAGGUCCAGUGGCCACCAUUGCUGUCCCAGGGACAGAAUUUCCUCAAGACUUCAGCAUCAACCCAACUUGUGGGAAGCAUUCACCAGUUGAUCCAUGCAAACAGACAGUGCAAGAACAAUACAUAGGUGUUGGGGUGAUUAAGGGACCCAUUGAGCGAAAGAAGCCUUUGACUGAAACUGGUAAUAGUCCAGUAAAGGACAUAAAUGGUCGUCAUGGAAAUGGGAAUGUCUUGAAUCCUGAUGCUGGGCACACAGAUGUCAGACAUUCCGUCCUUGUUGGGAAAACAUUGAUUAAGGCAGACAAUGAUGCUCUUCCUUGUAGUAUCCCAGAUGAUUUAUUGUCCAAAGACAUUAGCAAAAUGGGCCAAGCUCUGUCUGGAAAAGCAUCAAAUGCUGUUGAGCAAGAGUCUCAUUCGAUUGAAGAGCUACACAAAACUACAUUUGAGGCAAAGGUUGGGGAAAAAGAUAAUGAAGAAGAUGUGGUCAAACUAAAAAAUUGCAAGGUGAAAGCUCUUUUAACCAGAGGAAAAUCUGAUAUUGUAGGUAAGGACGAAAGCCAAGACAAUUUUCUGAGAAGCCAGAGAAAAAAAAGGUUGGAAAAGACCAAAUCCAAGCUACAACCGAGAGAAGACAGACCCAAGAAAGAACCAUCGCCUAGUAUUAUUAAGGUUUUGGAUGAGAAUGGAGGAGAAGGUGAAAAGUCUGGACAGAGUGAUGAUGAGGUAUCUUCAGAGCUUCAGAAGGAAGGAAUUAGACUGAAGAUUAAGAUCCCACUUCAUAGACGAACUCCUGAACUCCAGUACAAAGGUGUUGAGGAGUCAGAAACCAGGAACAGGCGAUCCCCAAGGAGAUCUGCUAGAAUCUGCAAACCCUGCCCCAAAGAGGCUAAUAUUCAGGGCAGAAAACAAACAACAUCCUCUGCGGCAAAGGACGAAGAAGAACACAUAGAAGACGAAGAAGUAAGAGUCCAGCCCAAGAAAGAGAUUCACAAAACAGUGGACAUGGAAGGACAGACUUCGAAGUCUUUGAAGGCCAGACGGCGACACAAGCGGACUCGUUGGUCAAAACUUCGGACAAAAAAUUGCAAAUCCAAAGGAGCUCUGGAGGAGGAAGUGGGUGAUGACAAAGCUGAAAAUGAUGAAGACAACAAUUCAGAGAACGCAGACAAUAAAAGUGAGACAGACUCUGACCAACCGAAUGAGCUUCUACCUGAAGAUGCUUGUAAACACUGUGGUCUCGCCAAUCACCCAGAACUGAUUCUUCUUUGUGAUCUGUGUGACAGUGGGUAUCACACUGCCUGUUUGAGACCUCCACUAAUGAUCAUUCCUGAUGGAGAAUGGUUCUGUCCUCCCUGCCAGCAUAAGCUUCUCUGUGAGCGGUUAGAAGAACAGCUUCAGAAUCUGGACUCUGCUCUGAAGAAGAAAGAGCGUGCUGAACGAAGGCGUGAGCGGUUAGUGUAUGUGGGCAUUAGUGUGGAGAACAUUAUACCCACCCCUGAUGGGAUUGAAGAGGAGGACCUGACAGAGAAGAAGAAAGAUGCCAAAAAGCGCAAGAAUCUGGAGAGACGAUCAACCAGGAUGAGAAAAUCCAUCAGUUACAGGUUUGAUGACUUUGAUGAAGCCAUUGAUGAAGCGAUAGAAGAAGAUCUUCUAGAGAUAGAAAGAGAAGAUGCUGGUCAUGGUAAACGGGUGACAUCUGUCAUGGGUCAACAACAGAACACCGCGAGCCGCGAGAUCCGGCGGCCUGUGAAACCUCUCGCCCCGCGCAAAAGGAAACGCCGGCGACUCAAUGACCUGGACAGCGACAGUACGGUGGACGAGGAGGAGAGUGAGGAUGACUUUCAGCUCAGUGACAGCAUGGAGGAGGAAGAUUUUGUGGUUUCGGGUGAUGAUGCGUCUGAUGGUGCCGGCAGUGAAAUGGGCAGCGGAGAGAGUGCCACUGAUAAUCAACGCACUUCCAGGAGAACUGGCAGAACCACACACACCCAGAGAUCCAGGAGGAGCUCACGCAGACUUCACACUCAACGGAGAGGCCCCUCAGAGGAGGAGUUGUUUGAUUCUGAGGAAGAAGAGGAGGAGGAGGAAAUGGAGACUGAGGGCUCAAAUGAGUUUAGUGACAGUGAUGUAGACACAAGCAGACGGCGACUGCGGCGAAAUCACAAUUCUCACGUCAACUAUUAUGAGACAUCAGAAUCUGACAGUUCACAGAAGGCGUCCAAUCGGAAACACUCAUCUCUGCCUCACCGCCGACGACUGUCCAGCUCCAACAGUGAAGGGUCCAUACUUUCUAAAGACUUUGAGCCAAAGGAAAGGAGAAAAAGAGGAUUGAAAUGCGAGUCAACAAGGCAAGACUCCAAACUGAGGCUCAAACCUCUGAAACAAAGCCAGCAGAGGAGCUCCAGUGAGGAGGAGGACUUUGAGGAAGCAGGAGAAACAGAGGAGGAGGAGGAGGAACGCGAACGGCCCCAUCGGAAGAGGUCAAACCGCAUAGAAACAGACGAAGAAGAGGUGGACGAGGUGCAAAGACAGCAGCCCAAGCGAGCAAAGAUCUGCUCUAGGAGGCCCUCUAGAGGCCCGGAGGACACCAGUUGGAAGCACACAGCCAGAAACACUGCGGGGCCCCAAGUCCCCAACCGGCACAAUGGCCUGGCUCCACGGAGGGCCGCACCUCAGAAUGACGAUGAUGAUGAUGAUGAUGAGGAUGAGGAACAGUUCACAGGAGACACGGACCUUGUUAACUUUGUUUUCGACAGUGAACAGUUGUCUUGAUGUGCUCAAUAGGUCAAACACGUUUAUUUUCUCACCGCCUUCCUCAUACAGGAAUGUUCCAUGUCAGUCACCGUAGUCUGCAGGUUUUUGGGUGUAGAGGACCAAAUUAAAGGGGUAGAUCACACAAUUUAGUUUUUAAUUCUGUCAUCAUUUACUCACCCUCAUAUUGUUCCAAACCUGUAUGGCUUUCUUUCUUCUGUGGAACACAAAAGGAGAGAAGGUUAGCCUCAGUUAUUGUUCAGUUUCAUUUUAUGAAUCAAAUAGAAAAUGACUAGUAUUUCCUUUUGUGUUCCAAUGAAGAAAGAAUGUUAUAUGGGAUGGAACAACAUGAGGGUGAGUAAAUGAUGAUGGAAUGAUAAAUUUUGGGGGGAACUAUCCCUUUAAGCUUCCAAAGGAAUGCCAUAGUGUCCGUUUAGAUGUUUAAAUGCACUCCUUCACACCAUACAGUCGCAUGCAUCCCCAGGUUUAGAACAGGGUCUCCUUAAUACUACAGUAACCGCUCCUCGUAAAAGCACUUUGUAAUUUACGGCCAGUAACAUUGCAUUUGAAUAAAGAGGCUUCUAUCAUCCUGUAGAGAGACACUGGAUGCUGCGGAUUUGAAGCUUAUAUGUUACGCGCAUUUCAAACUAGUGUCUUACAAUUUUAUGUUGUGUGUAAAAAUGUUUUCUUGUCUGUUUUAAAUGAAGGACAUUUUUGAUGUAGGGAAAUUGGCGGUUUCGAAAGAGGUCAGAUAUUAAUCCUGGAUGCCGAACCUUGCUGUUUAUCAGUGCAUACAUUCAAUUAAAGGCAUAGAGGAAUAGUUAACUCAAAAAAUGAAUUUACUCACCCUGAUGAUGCUCCAAAUCUGAUGAUUUGUCUCUUUUGGAGCUUGUUACCUCCUAGUCAGCAUUCACGUACAUUGUAUUCCAUGGAAGAAAGAAAAUCAUAUGGGUUUGGAACAACAUGAGGAUGAGUAAAUUACAGAAUUUUCAUUUUUGGUUGAAUUAUUCCUUUAAAAUACAAACUAUUUAGUAGACAAGACUAUUUGACAAGCAAAUAUGGUAGGUGGCGAAUUGGAAAUGACCAUAAUUUUAAAGGUCUGUUUAGCUGCAAAUAAUUUUAAAGACUAAUGUACUCUCUUUAUUAAAAUUAUAUUAUAUGUUAUUAACAAAUGUAUAUUGUUUACUUUUUAAUUUUUUAAAUUAGAACAUUUCUGCACUUUGAAAGUAGAUGUUGCUGAAGUUCUAGGACAUUUAAAGAGACAUCAGCAUUCAGGCACAUUUAAAUCCCUUUAAGGUUGUUUGUUAUGUAGGUUGCCUGUGUGAUUCUUCAACUGAAUGCACUUGCUGUUCAAGCCACUUUAAUUGUGCUGUUUGGUACUGCACUCUUUUGAAAGCACUUACUAUAGACUUGUUCUAUAGUAUUCUUUUAUUCCAGACUGGUGUUCGACAUGCUGGAAUUUGUUUUAUUUUUUAUUUAUUUUUUAAUUAGAACACAAUGAAACCAUUCCAAAACAAAUCCAAUGCUAAAAAAAAAAAACACACACACACUCUCCAGGAUAAUUAUGGCCUUUGCCAUAAAAAAAAUAAAAUAAAAAAAUGUCUCGAGUCGUUUACUUCUGGAACUCAUUUUGCUUUUCUCCAGAUGUAUGUCUCCAUAUGCUUCUUCCAGAA